This is a messenger RNA of Strongylocentrotus purpuratus (purple sea urchin), 4845 nucleotides long. RefSeq lists its product as uncharacterized. NCBI's taxonomy places the organism in Eukaryota, Metazoa, Echinodermata, Echinoidea, Camarodonta, Strongylocentrotidae. The record is from RefSeq and is a predicted model, not a curated record. Bases 1 to 4845 code for a protein of 1614 amino acids. The transcript is spliced from 20 exons.
AUGGCAUCGCCUUCGACAUCGAGUUGUAGUUCCAGCAAGCCGUUUUCGCAGUGGACAGUGAAGGAGCUCACCGAUUAUUUAAGAAAGAGAGGAGUUACGACAUCAGGGUACAACAAACAGAAACUAGUUCAACUUGCGACUGCUGUGGCCGAUAUCGCUUUGCCCCAAGACCCGGACCUUGCGAGCUUCGACUCCGCACGGUCGCUGCGGGAGAAGUUGGAGCGUGCGGGGUGCUCGUUCGACGACCCAAUGAAAAUCACCGGCUACACCGAGAACUUUGAAAGUAUACCAGAUUUCGGAUUAUACGACAUUUUCAACUACCUGAUAGUAAAUAGAACUGACUACGACAGAAAGAAACUCAAAGCAUAUAAAUCGUUUGAGGACUAUCGUCUAUUUGCUGACGGGAAUGUGGAGCAAAUGAAGUUCAAUGAAGUCCAUUCAUAUGGGGUCUGUCUGCGUACCGCGAAUCGCUGUUACACGUGCCAUCGUUGUGAUGAAGGCCCUGAUAAGGAUCCUCCGGACGUGACGUGUUCGAAUAUUAGUCUCCCAAUCACCGAACCCAAUACCUUCUUUGGGCUGACUCGUGGUUAUAAUUUUACAUACACGGAUGCCAAUCCGAGUCUCAGUGAUGUAACCUAUAAUGUAACCAUUGGAAUAUCGGGAGACCUAUAUGCACCAGGUUACACCCCUGUAACAAUGUUUGCAAUCGACGUUUGUAACAACUCGGCAUCCUGUCUAUUCCACGUAGAGAACACACUUACCGAGCUGCCCGUGAACUGUCCAGACUUGAAUCGCAAUUUAAGCACAGAUGUGGACCAAGCGACGUAUACCUUCAAGUUUAACUCAGAUUUCGGAGCAGAUAACGUCACCAAAUCUGUAGAUAGUUACAGAUAUCACGGAGAUGGUGUAUCGGUUAAUCUUACUCUAGGAGGUUCCCCACUUGGAAGCAGUGUGUCAAUAGGAACCCAUGAAGUGGUUGCCCUCAUCUAUGAUGACGUAUUGAAUAAGACAUGCACGGGGACCUCUGUUGUCGAAGACACAUAUCCUCCUAUUGUGACAUGUUUGAAUGUAACUCUCCCUUCCGAGUCACCGAACACCUUUUCUGGAUUGACGAAUGGUACAACCUAUAACUACACAGAUGCAAGUACUGACCCGAAUGGAGUGACUUAUAACGUUACACUAGAUGUUGAUCUGUUUCCUCCAGGAUACACACCAGUAACAAUGUUUGCGGUCGAUGCAUUUAACAACUCAAAAUCCUGCCUAUUCUACGUACAGAACACACUUAGCGAGCUGCCUGCGAACUGUCCAGACUUGAAUCGCAAUGUAAGCACAGACGUGGACCAAGCGACGUAUACCUUUAGCCUAGAUUUCGGAGCAGAUAACGUCACCAAAUCUGUAGAUAGUUACAGAUAUCACGGAGAUGGUGUAUCGGUUAAUCUUACACUAGGAGGUUCCCCACUUGGAAGCAGUGUGUACAUAGGAACCCACGAAGUGGUUGCCCUAAUCUAUGAUGACGUAUUGAAUAAGACAUGCACGGGGUCCUCCGUUGUCGAAGACACAUAUCCUCCAAUUGUGACAUGUUUGAAUGUAACUCUCCCUUCCGAGUCACCGAACACCUUUUCUGGAUUGACGAAUGGUACAACCUAUAACUACACAGAUGCAAGUACUGACCCGAAUGGAGUGACUUAUAACGUUACACUAGGUGUUGAUCUGUUUCCUCCAGGAUACACACCAGUUACAAUGUUUGCGGUCGAUGCAUUUAACAACUCAGAAUCCUGCCUAUUCUACGUACAGAACACACUUAGCGAGCUGCCUGUGAACUGUCCAGACUUGAAUCGCAAUGUAAGCACAGAUGUGGACCAAGCGACGUAUACCUUUAACCUAGAUUUCGGAGCAGAUAACGUCACCAAAUCUGUAGAUAGUUACAGAUAUCACGGAGAUGGUGUAUCGGUUAAUCUUACACUAGGAGGUUCCCCACUUGGAAGCAGUGUGUACAUAGGAACCCACGAAGUGGUUGCCCUAAUCUAUGAUGACGUAUUGAAUAAGACAUGCACGGGGUCCUCCGUUGUCGAAGACACAUAUCCUCCAAUUGUGACAUGUUUGAAUGUAACUCUCCCUUCCGAGUCACCGAACACCUUUUCUGGAUUGACGAAUGGUACAACCUAUAACUACACAGAUGCAAGUACUGACCCGAAUGGAGUGACUUAUAACGUUACACUAGGUGUUGAUCUGUUUCCUCCAGGAUACACACCAGUUACAAUGUUUGCGGUCGAUGCAUUUAACAACUCAGAAUCCUGCCUAUUCUACGUACAGAACACACUUAGCGAGCUGCCUGUGAACUGUCCAGACUUGAAUCGCAAUGUAAGCACAGAUGUGGACCAAGCGACGUAUACCUUUAACCUAGAUUUCGGAGCAGAUAACGUCACCAAAUCUGUAGAUAGUUACAGAUAUCACGGAGAUGGUGUAUCGGUUAAUCUUACACUAGGAGGUUCCCCACUUGGAAGCAGUGUGUACAUAGGAACCCACGAAGUGGUUGCCCUAAUCUAUGAUGACGUAUUGAAUAAGACAUGCACGGGGACCUCCGUUGUCGAAGACACAUAUCCUCCAAUUGUGACAUGUUUGAAUGUAACUCUCCCUUCCGAGUCACCGAACACCUUUUCUGGAUUGACGAAUGGUACAACCUAUAACUACACAGAUGCAAGUACUGACCCAAAUGGAGUGACUUAUAACGUUACACUAGGUGUUGAUCUGUUUCCUCCAGGAUACACACCAGUAACAAUGUUUGCGGUCGAUGCAUUUAACAACUCAGAAUCCUGCCUAUUCUACGUACAGAACACACUUAGCGAGCUGCCUGCGAACUGUCCAGACUUGAAUCGCAAUGUAAGCACAGACGUGGACCAAGCGACGUAUACCUUUAGCCUAGAUUUCGGAGCAGAUAACGUCACCAAAUCUGUAGAUAGUUACGGAUAUCACGGAGAUAUUGUAUCGGUUAAUCUUACACUAGGAGGUUCCCCACUUGGGAGCAGUGUGUACAUAGGAACCCACGAAGUGGUUGCCCUCAUCUAUGAUGACGUAUUGAAUAAGACAUGCACGGGGACCUCCGUUGUCGAAGACACAUAUCCUCCAAUUGUGACAUGUUUGAAUGUAACUCUCCCUUCCGAGUCACCGAACACCUUUUCUGGAUUGACGAAUGGUACAACCUAUAACUACACAGAUGCAAGUACUGACCCGAAUGGAGUGACUUAUAACGUUACACUAGAUGUUGAUCUGUUUCCUCCAGCAUACACACAAGUAACAAUGUUUGCGGUCGAUGCAUUUAACAACUCAGAAUCCUGCCUAUUCUACGUACAGAACACACUUACCGAGCUGCCUGUGAACUGUCCAGACUUGAAUCGCAAUGUAAGCACAGAUGUGGACCAAGCGACGUAUACCUUUAACCUAGAUUUCGGAGCAGAUAACGUCACCAAAUCUGUAGAUAGUUACAGAUAUCACGGAGAUGGUGUAUCGGUUAAUCUUACACUAGGAGGUUCCCCACUUGGAAGCAGUGUGUCAAUAGGAACUCAUGGAAUAGUUGCCCUUAUCUAUGAUGACGUAUUGAAUAAGACAUGCGCAGGAACAUAUAAUAUUCAAGAUGUUGAAUCCCCGUUUAUAACGUGUUCCAACAUUACUGUACCGUUUGGUAACGUUGUGCAUAAUUAUGACGCAACUGUUUUGGAUAAUGUCGAUGAGCUGCCGUCACUUCGGGUUGAUUUUGCUCCACAGCAACCGGGUCAAAGAUUAGAUCCAGGUGUCAAUGAAAUAUCAGCAACUGUCACCGAUUCAGCUGGAAACAUCAAUAGCACCAUCUGUUAUAUCGAUAUACAAAUGAGAGAGUUGCCGGUCGAGAUUUUGCAGGCAUUCGCUGUUCCUGUUAGAAACACAUACUUUCUAUAUUUCACUGUUCGCCUCAACGAGGGCCUGACCUCAUACAAUUUCUCGUUCUAUGGUGACAUCAUAUAUGACCCCAUUGUUGUUAAUGGAAUGGAAGAAUUUCAGCCAACAGGUCUGUCGCCUGGUGUUAACAACAUCAGGAUUAAAGCAACAGAUGGAGUCUUGUCAAAAACCAUCGAGUUUGUUCUAAAUGUCACAAGCAAUCUAACAGUAAAUUAUGCACUGCCUGGAAACGUGAUUCUGGCAAGAAUUAAUGGUACCACAGCAACGUUUAUGCAAGACCUAUUGGAUGACACAACUACGACUUUUAAAAACGUUGCAUUGGAGCUCCAAGCACAGCUCGAUGAGAUAUAUCAAAACACAUCGGGUUUCAUCGGCUCACGAGUCGUCUCCUUCAGGAGUGGAAGUAUCAUUGCCAAUUUCAUUCUCAUUUUCAAUCCAACAUCGAGCAUAAGUGAAGUGGAAGCUAAUGAAAUUUUUAGAAGCGCAUUGACAUCUGAUGCUGAGAUCACUAGCGGUUCCGGACUGUUCCUUACAUCACUCACCGCGUUCAACAUUUCAUUCCCCUGUGAAGACUUGACCUGUGAAAACGGCGGUACCUGUAUAAUAACAAGUGAUGUAUCACGGGCAAGAUGCAGAUGUACCGAGGGCUGGACCGGGGACCGCUGUCAAACAUCCACAAACAGCACACCACCCUCUAUUGCAGUGAUCAUCGGAACAACAUCAGUUGUAUUUUUCUUCUUCAUCCUUGCCGUGGUUAUCUUCAUGCUCGCUUUGAGAAACAGAAUGAUGAUGAAAUACCAAGGCAGCUGGGGCCAUUCUAGGCCCACAAUUAUGUUUCAGACUAGAGAUUACAAUUACGGUAAUCAUCGGAUGUCGUCACGAGGUUGGUUGCUUGGAUUUUUCUCCAUAUAA